Molecule: messenger RNA, 1369 nt
Organism: Exophiala dermatitidis NIH/UT8656
Lineage: Eukaryota; Fungi; Ascomycota; Eurotiomycetes; Chaetothyriales; Herpotrichiellaceae
Product: peroxin-4
Exons: 1
Coding region: 423-1007 (194 amino acids)
Source: RefSeq, a predicted model, not a curated record
GGGGCGUCAGGCUGAACUUCAGCCUCGGCUGCCACUGCAUGAGGCUGCGGGCGGCGCCGGAGCUUGACAACAACUUGAACCUCAGAACACGACUACCUACAUUCUACCGUCUACCACCUCAAAUCAAACACGAAAGCCCAGUCUUCUCACUAUUCCGAGAACAUCUCUUGCUCCAACAACCCCUUCGGAAUCGCUUCUCCACACACCGCAAGCAUUGCGACAUAGAACCUGCUAGCCUCCAGCAUCACGGCCGUACAUAACCUCAUACCAGUACUCUACUAUUGUCCACUGCAGGUCACCGUUCUCCACCACAAGCAGUCCAUUCCGCGCGACAGCAUUCCCUCGCAUUGAAGUAGAGUCUCACUAUCACGGGGGAUUAACCAUCCCAUCAACCGAUCCAUAACCAUACCCUUACCAAAACAAUGCCUUCAUCAUCAUCCUCAUCAACACCCACAACCUCGCGCUCCACACCCGCCAACGCCCUGAAACGCCUGACCCGCGAACUCCAAGACCUACACACCAACCCCUGCGAAGCAACCCUUCACCUCGCCCCGAUCAGCGAAGAAGAUUUAUUCUCAUGGGAAGCCGUCCUCCAAGGGCCACGCGACCACACCAACCCAUACCACAACGGCCUUUGGCUUUUGGAGAUUUCCAUCCCGCCCAAUUACCCCCUUGCGCCGCCGAAAGUACACUUCGUCACGCCCAUCUGCCAUCCAAACGUGCAUUUCCAAACAGGCGAGAUCUGUUUGACGUUAUUGUCCGGCGAGCACUGGGCCCCAACGUAUACGUUGGCCACGACCAUGGGGGCUAUUCAGCAGCUGCUGACGUCGCCGGGGCUCGAUAGUCCGUUGAAUGUCGAUAUUGCGAACUUGUAUCGUGAACACGAUAAGAUUGGGGCGGAAAGUCUGGUGAGGUUCUGGACUGUGGAAAAAAGAUGGGCUGGGGAGGGGAGGGCUGGGUUUAUUACGGAGAAGAGACCGGGUUCGGGUGGGCAUUUGGGGCUGUGACAAGGGGACUGAGCUAUAAAGAGGACGAAACCAAGGGAGAUGAACACAAAAAUGGCAAGGCGAUUCUCUCUGAUGUUGCGGAUCGGAUCUGGGGAGCAUUUUGAGCGUACUGAAGCAAUAUAUCGGCUUACAAUGUCUGUGGGUUAAAUUCUGGUUUUAGCACGCUACGAGGCAUCAGUCAACGGUUCAAGGCAGAGUUGGCUGAUGGAAAGAUGUGUUCGAUAUUUGCCCUGGUGUAAUGGUUUCUACGACACCGAAGAACAACCAAUCAAUGAGCGAUACAAGGAGAAAUAUAAUAUUGCCUCUCUAUCGGUUUUCAAGCAGAUAAUGCCUAGGGAAUUAAGACCCUGUCGACUUUUCCA